This is a messenger RNA of Exophiala dermatitidis NIH/UT8656, 2696 nucleotides long. RefSeq names its product ATP dependent RNA helicase. Gene Ontology annotation, cellular component: 90S preribosome. The transcript has a single exon. Gene Ontology annotation, molecular function: RNA helicase activity; nucleic acid binding; ATP binding. The record is from RefSeq and is a predicted model, not a curated record. Lineage: Eukaryota; Fungi; Ascomycota; Eurotiomycetes; Chaetothyriales; Herpotrichiellaceae. The coding region runs from base 202 to 2280 and encodes 692 amino acids. Gene Ontology annotation, biological process: maturation of SSU-rRNA.
GGAAAGCCGGCCGUAUCAAUGUUGGCCAACUUCAGCAGGUUGUUGGCACCGGUGGUUGGCGAUCUGAAGUGAUUAUAUAAGCGAAGGCGAAUCUGGCCGGAACAAUGUUUUUCCUUGUAUCUUGGCAUCAAAUUCGUCCUCGAGGCCUUGAAGAUCCAUCUAUUUCUGCUAAUGCUGAGAUCUUUAUACAUCCUCCUAUAGAUGGACGCUCUCAAACUAUUAUCACGGUCCACCGGCCUCAAGGCAAAGAUCGCAAAGCCGUCGGCUCAGACUAUUCCGUCUGCCUCAGGACAAGGAACGUCUCAUGAUGGAGGGGACGAUACCUUGAGCCGGAAGCGCAAGCGAGACUCGGAAUCGGAAAAUGACCUGGGCCAGAGUUCUUCCGGUGCGCCAUCUACGCUCACUGAAGAUGAAGUUCGAAAAUAUCAGAAGAAGCACAAGAUCAAAAUCGUCGACUUGAAUCGUUUCCGCGCCGUGAGCCAAUCUUCAGAAAAGCGGAAAGCGCAGAAAGAACAGUCCCGUAUUUUCCCACAGCCACUUAUCAGGUUUGGUCAAUUACGGUCGGACUACAAAAUCAAUCCGGCACUGGCAGGAAACCUUGCUGAGCAGGCAUAUUUCGAGCCCACGGUAGUCCAGUCGGCGACUUUGCCGUUACUGCUAAAGGCUUCUGCAGAUGGCGGAGCAGAACCCCCCAAUGCAGAUCUCUUGACCAUCGCGCCAACAGGCAGCGGUAAGACACUUGCUUUUCUAGUUCCCUUGAUUGAGAAAACGUCCCGUGCCCAUCGACAAGCACGAGACCAGCCCGAGAAACAUGUCAGCUCUAUCAUCCUCGCCCCCACCAAGGAGCUUGUUUCGCAAAUUGUGAACGAGGGUCGCAAACUGUGUGCGAAGACCGGCGUGAGCAUUACAGCCAUGCGCAAGGGGAUGAAGAUUUGGGAAGGGCAUUCAAAGUUGGAAGAGGACACGCAACCGGAAGACGAUGAAGGCUCUGAGCAAGAAGAUAGCGAAGUUGAGGAGGAGACGAAGAAGACGAAGACCAAUUCCCGUCCACCUGUCAAAGCCGACAUUCUUGUCUCGACACCGCUGAGCUUAGUGCACGCAUUGUGUCCGUCAUGGGAAGAGGAUGAGACGAAACCUCCACAAGCAUUACCCAAGGUGGAAACGUUAAUCUUCGACGAAGCGGACGUCCUGCUCGAUCCUCUAUUUCGCUCUCAAACGUUGGCCGUGUGGUCGGCAUGCACAUCCCCAUCGUUACAGAUAAGCAUGUGGUCGGCGACCAUCGGGUCAAACAUUGAAGAAUUGGCGGUCUCGACAAUAUCCGAGCGGCAGAAACGUCUAGGGAUUCCACGCAAUCAGCGGCCGCGGCUGCUGCGAACCAUCAUCGGCCUCAAGGACACGAGUCUACCGACCAUAUCGCACCGGUUGACGUACACGGCCACGGAAGCAGGCAAACUUCUAGGGAUGAGACAAUUACUGCAUCCGACACGGUUCACGACAACGAAAGGGGCGGAAGAAGAUGCGCAACCGCCGCCUCGCCCUCCGUUCCUGGUCUUCACUCAGACGAUAGCACGAGCGCAAUCGCUCUACGACGAGCUGCAGUAUGAUAUCCCUGCUUCGGCUGGAGGAUCGUCGCGCAUGGCCGUGCUCCACUCAUCCCUGCCGGACCAUGUGCGGGCCUCGAUCAUGCAAAAGUUCAGACAGGGCAAGAUCUGGGUUUUGAUCACCACGGAUCUGCUGUCUCGAGGGGUCGAUUUCCGAGGCGUCAAUGUCGUGGUCAACUAUGACAUCCCCACCACCGUGGCCGGCUACGUGCACCGGGCGGGAAGGACAGGGAGGGCAGGUCGACAAGGCGGCGUCUGCGUCAGCUUCUACACGAAAGAGGAUAUCCAGUACGUCAAGGGCAUUGCCAAUGUCAUUGCAGCGAGUGAGAAAGGCAAGCCCAAAAAGGAAAGCGGGGAUGGGGACGGUAACAACACGACCAAGGCGGUAUCAGCAACCACUGUCCAACCGUGGUUAUUGCAUGCGCUCCCCAAUGUAUCCAAGUCGGCGAAGAAGGACCUCAAACGCCACGGAGUCGAAUCCCGCCGUGCCAUCCACGCCGACGAUGACGAGAAAACCAAGCGAAUGAAACGAAAGGCUCGCAUAGGCACGCAGAGCGGCUACGAGAGGCGUGAGGUUAACAGGAAGCGUGCUGCAGUGCAAGCCAGUCUAUCCAAGACGAAGGCACCGGCCUCUACUAAGGAAAGGAAUACCGGUGGAGAAUGGGAGGGAUUUGGCUGAUUUUUGGAAACAAACCGUGACUAUCAGAGCCCGAGGGCCCGGGAAAGGGGAUGGGGGGAGGGGGGUGGACUGUGGUAGGCCAGACCUCGUCGUCCACAGUGUCUACUCGGUUGCCUAUCUGGGGAUCUAAUAAUAUAGGUUUCGAUGCCUACAACUUGGGGCCACUUAGGUUCUGUGAACAAUCUCCGAAUACGAGCCCAUGUACUAUGGGAAUAAUGUCCAUCGGAAAUAAUGUCCACAUCGCAAAAAAUGUCCAUAGGCGAUAAUUACUCCGAUUAGUGUCCUGCUCCGCUUCCACCACUAUGCUGGCAGCUUCGAAAAGAAAAAACGCUCAUCAAUCUCACCAAUCAGUCACUCCACUACUACUAUACCAUCUACUGUCGGCGGUCUGUCCUGUACAACCAGACGAAAUGAAC